AUGUCUCGCUCCAACGAUCCAGGCCAUUUCUUCCAAACGAGCUCCGCGCUCUCGGAGGAGGCGCGCAAAGCGGAGAAGUCCAAGAACAAGCUCGGCGACCCGAUCAAGCUCACCUCGAAGCUGCUCGCCGUGACGGCGGAUCCGCUGGACGACAAUGGCAUCUACGUAGCCGAGGCGGCGGGAAACGUGCGGAGGAUAGCGCUUGAAGCAAGUGAAACAACACAUACCUUCACCGGUCCAACUGCGCCCUUGACCUCGAUCGCCGUAUCGCCAAAGACGUCGACCCUCUUCGCCGGCUGCUGGGACAAGAACAUCUGGACAUGGCCGCUUCCGUCGUCAUCCUCCUCCUCCGAGCCCUCCUCCACAAAAUCCGCAGCGAUAAAGGGCACGCCGCGCUUCAGCAACGGCCACACCGACUUCGUGAAGUGCCUGCUCGCCUUCUCGCUGGGCGGCAAGGAUCUGCUGGUGUCGGGCGGCGCUGAUGCGUGCAUCAUCGUGUGGGACGUCGAGAGCGGGCAGCAGCUGUACAAGCUCAAGGGCCACACGCGCGGCGUGCUCGCCCUCGCCGUCGACCCGGCCAGCCACACGACGCGCCUCGCGCGCCAGGCGCCCGCCGUCACCAUCCUCUCGGCCGGCAGCGACCGGGAGAUCCGCGCGUGGCGCAUCCGCGCGGACCGCGGGUACCAGAUCCAUGUGGGAAGCGUCGGAAAGGAGGGGGAAGAGCAAGAGCUUGAGCAAGCACCAGCAGGGACCGGCGACCCGGUCGUGACGCCGCUGAUCGCGCACGACACGUCGGUCGACGCGCUCGUCUUCGACUCGGCCGACGACCUGUGGACGGCGUCGGCCGACCGCAGCUCAAAGUGUCUUGCGCGCUCCCGCGCCUUCGCCCACGCAGACACCAGCCUGCCGCAUCCGGACUUUGUGCGCGACGUCGCAGUCGACGACGAGGGCGGCUGGGUCGCCACCGCCUGCCGCGACGAGAACGUGCGCGUCUGGGACAAGGGCGCUGCCGAGUGCGCCCACGUCUUCGAGGGCCACUACGAGGAGGUCACCGGCUUAUGCCUGCUGCCCGGCCAGAAGCUGGUUAGCGUCAGCAUCGAUGGCACUGUUCGCCGGUGGAGCUUGAAGCGCGCAGACGUCAAGAAGGCGCGGGAGGAGGCGGAGAAGGCGAGGAAGGGCGUCGUGGACGAGGACGCGGAGGGGAAGAAGGAGAGCUUGUUGACCGAGGACGAGGAGAGGGAGUUGGCGGAGUUGAUGGAUGAGGAUGAUUAG
This is a messenger RNA of Lasiodiplodia theobromae, 1272 nucleotides long. RefSeq names its product WD repeat containing protein. The record is from RefSeq and is a predicted model, not a curated record. The transcript is spliced from 3 exons. Gene Ontology annotation, molecular function: protein binding. Lineage: Eukaryota; Fungi; Ascomycota; Dothideomycetes; Botryosphaeriales; Botryosphaeriaceae. The coding region runs from base 1 to 1272 and encodes 423 amino acids.